Effrenium voratum is the source of this 1136-nucleotide messenger RNA. The record is from the annotation of a GenBank genome assembly. Lineage: Eukaryota; Dinophyceae; Suessiales; Symbiodiniaceae.
UAUGAAUCCGCGAGAUGGGGCUUGUGCAGAUUUCAGCCGAAAAAAGAUGCGAAGGGUUCAAUCAAAGGCGGGGUCCGGAAAGGGACGCAUCACCAGUCACCUUGGAUCCAGACCUGGAUCCAUCCUCUUGUCGCGACAUGAGCUUCGACCGCUCCGCCGCUGAGCGCUUGGCGAGCGACUGUGCCGCCUCCAUGCACGAGGCGGCGCGGCGCUUCAGCGCGGGCAUCCAAGAGCUCCUGGACCACGCCGCGGCGGAGGCAGCGCGGGAGCGGCAGCAGAUUCUGGAGGAGUCCACUGCCCUGGCUCGGGAGAGGCAACGCCUCGAGGAGGCCUGGCAGCAUCUGAACCUGGAGCGCGCACGCAUGGAGGCGGGCGGGCCGGUCUCGUCUGGGCACAAGCCCAAUUUGUAUCCAAGCCCCCGUGAGACGGAGCAGGAGGCGAGUCUCUCGACCUCGCGGUUCUCCACGGUGGCUGGAGGACCGAUCCCGAACCACUACAUUGUCACCGUGGCGGACCGCGCCUAUACGGUGCUGCCUCUCAAGGAGCCUAAUGCGUCCUCCCUGGGCCAUGAGUUGUGGAAUCACGUCGUGGAGGUGCCAGAAGGAUGGGAGGUCCUGUCCUCACAGAUGGAGGGUUUCUACCAUGCGAUCUCGGUGCUAGGGCAACAGCGCUGGGGCGCGAUGGUCCUCGGGGUGCGCAACGCGCGCCGGGGCUUCGACGCCUACUGGACGCCUCUCUUCGGGGACGGCAGCUUCGCCGCGCAGCUCUGCGAGGCAGAUGUGGAUUGGAUUGAGCCCGCCGGCCCCGCGGAGGAGCCUCAGCGAAGGUUUCGCAUGACCUACAGCGGCCUACGCCUGGUGAUACGCAAGGCGAACCAGAGCUUUCAGGCAACGGGAGCCAAGCAGGCCACCGCCGGUCCGCAGACACAGACGCCCCGCAUGCAGGUUGCCUAUUCCCCAGGGCAAGGCAUGCCUGCCCCGGUCUACCAGAAUGGCAUGUACCCGAUGAGGCCCAUUGGGGUCAUGCAGCCAGGUGUGACGAUGCUUCCGGGCACCUACCGCUAGGCUUCGGUCGGCGCGAGCGCUUUCGCGCGUGAACAUGCCUUCGGGGUGACAUCAGAGCCUCUUCGAGCGAAA